AUGAAGCGCGCGGUGCUGAAGUGGUUCCAGUCCGGGGAAAAGAAGCAGCAGGCCUCCUACGAAGGGGUCGUCUGCGACGCCGACGCUGCCUCCAUCGCCUCCCAGGAUGUCUUUAAGGUAAUCUCAGAUGGAAGUACCUGCAGGCUACGAAGCUUCAUUAAGAAGAAUCGUGAGGGACUUAAGAAACUGGAUGAUCUAAAUGCGACUCCACUGCAUCAUGCGGCAGGACGUGGUCAACUUGAGCUAAUGCAGAUGAUUAUAGAUUCUUCAAAUGAAGCAUUAAAUGUGACUGACUCAUCUGGAAAUACACCACUACACUGGGCCACAAAAAAGAACCAGACUGAAAGUGUUAAAUUACUUCUUGGUAGAGGGGCUAAUCCAAACAUUUUGAAUUCUAAUAUGAUGGCUCCACUUCACUUGGCUGUGCAGUCCCUUUACAAUGAGUUAGUUAAGAUUUUCCUUGAACACAGCUCUACAGAUGUAAACCUGGAAGGAGAGGGUGGAAACACACCUAUAUUAGUAGCAUGUUACAAAGAUAAUUCUGAAGCACUCAGACUUCUGAUAGAAAAUGGUGGUAAAAUAUGUAAAGCCAACAGUAUAGGCUGUAUGCCAGUCCACGCAGCUGCAUUCUCUGGUGCAAAAACAUGCAUGGAGAUUCUUAUAAAAAGGGGUGAAGAGCUGGGCUAUUCCCCUGAAAAUCACAUCAACUUUACUAAUAAUGGAAAGUGUACUCCUCUUCAUUUAGCAGUUCAAAGCGGAGACUUGGAGAUGAUUAAAAUGUGCCUUGAAUAUGGAGCACAGAUUGAUAUGAAACAGAAUGACAAAUGCACAGCUCUUCACUUUGCUGCUACCCAAGGAGCUACUGCAAUACUUAAAUUGAUGAUGUCCUCUUAUUCAGGCGAUGAACCUAUCAUUGAUGCUUUAGAUGGAAAUAAGGAAACGUUGCUUCACAGGGCUGCAUUGUUCGAUCACUAUGAACUGGCAGAAUAUCUGAUAUCAAUGGGAGCAAAGAUUGAUAGUGUUGAUAUUGAAGGUCGAACUCCACUACUACUUGCUACUUCAUGUGCAUCAUGGAAAAUCGUGAAUUUGUUGCUCUCAAAAGGGGCAAAUGUAGAAUUAAAAGAUCACCUCGGUCGUAACUUUUUGCACCUAACAGUACUCCAUCCUGGAGGAUUAAAACAUCUGAAUGAACAAUUUUUGAAGAUGAAACAUAUUAAAGAACUUGUAACUGAUGAAGACAAUGAUGGGUGCACUCCCCUACAUUAUGCAUGCCGACAAGGUGUGCCUCUUUCAGUCAAUAGUCUCCUUGAAUUGGAUGUUUCCAUCUAUUCUAAAAGCAGAGACAAGAAAUCUCCUUUGCAUUUUGCUGCUAGCUAUGGACGAAUCAACACUUGUCUUCGGCUCCUACGAGAUAUGGAAGAUACCAGGCUCUUGAAUGAAGGGGACAAGAAAGGGAUGACUCCUCUACACUUAGCUGCUCAAAAUGGUCAUGAGAAGGUGGUACAAUUCCUCCUGAAGAAAGGUGCCCUUUUCCUUUGUGAUUAUAAAGGCUGGACAGCUUUGCAUCAUGCUGCCUUUGGAGGUUAUACUCGGACAAUGCAGAUAAUUUUGAAUACAAAUGUGAAAUGCACAGAUAAAGUGGAUGAGGAAGGGAACACAGCUCUUCAUCUUGCUGCCAGAGAAGGCCAUGCAAAAGCAGUGAGACUCCUUCUUGAUGAUAAUGCAAAAAUCCUCCUGAAUAAAACUGAAGCAUCUUUUCUUCAUGAAGCCAUACACAAUGGGCGCAAAGAUGUUGUGAAUGCUGUCAUCUUACAUAAAAGAUGGGAAGAGUCUGUAACAACAUUUACUCACCACUCUUCUACAAAUAAAUGUGCUAUCCUGGAGAUGGUUGAAUAUCUUCCUGAAUGUUUAAAAGAAGCAUAUGGCACUCCAUAUCUUUCUGUAAUGCAGACCUUUGCCAUGAUGCUAGGAGAUAUCAAUUACCAUGAUGCUUUCCUUGAACCGAUGCUGACCAAUAAACUGCCUUAUCCAUUACUGAGCUUUGUAAUUCUCAUUGUUUUCACUCUGCUUAUUCCAAUUCUUCUUAUGAACUUACUGAUUGGUUUGGCUGUUGGGGACAUUGCAGAGGUGCAGAAAUUUGCUGCGUUGAAAAGAAUAGCAAUGCAGGUCAAUCUUCACACGAACUUGGAGAAAAAACUACCAUAUUGGUUUCUCAGCAGAGUUGAUCAAGAAUCAAUCACUGUCUAUCCUAACAGGCCAAGAUACUGUGGAUUCAUGAGUGUGUUUCAGUAUUGUUUUGGAUGUGAUGACAGAGCAACAGAUUUGCAGAAUGCUGACACAUCAUUAGAACUAGAAGUACUGAAGCAGAAGUACAGACUUAAGGAUAUUGCAACACUCUUGGAGAAACAGCACAACCUCCUUAAACUGGUUGUACAAAAAAUGGAGAUAAUAUCUGAGGCUGAGGAUGAAGACACAAAUGAUUUGUUUCAACACAAAUUUAGGAAACAGCAGUUGCAGCACAAGAACAGGAAGAUGGUUCCUCAGAUGUCCUUCCAGAAGCAGUUAAGAAAGGGGAGGGAGCUGAUGUGAUUAUAACCACCAGGAAUAAAUGACAGAUAUCUCCAAGUCUAUAGCUUUCUUCUAUUUAAAAGUUAC
Messenger RNA from Sceloporus undulatus (fence lizard), 2655 nucleotides. RefSeq names its product transient receptor potential cation channel subfamily A member 1 (gene TRPA1). Gene Ontology annotation, molecular function: protein binding. Lineage: Eukaryota; Metazoa; Chordata; Lepidosauria; Squamata; Phrynosomatidae. The record is from RefSeq and is a predicted model, not a curated record.